Messenger RNA from Carassius auratus (goldfish), 2516 nucleotides. RefSeq names its product DNA damage-regulated autophagy modulator protein 2. The transcript is spliced from 8 exons. Gene Ontology annotation, biological process: regulation of autophagy; photoreceptor cell maintenance. Gene Ontology annotation, cellular component: lysosome. The record is from RefSeq and is a predicted model, not a curated record. The coding region runs from base 220 to 1020 and encodes 266 amino acids. Lineage: Eukaryota; Metazoa; Chordata; Actinopteri; Cypriniformes; Cyprinidae.
UUUCCUGCUGGUCGGGUCUUGUGAGUUUGGGCGGAAGUGAGCGGCGGAGUUAAUGCGCGAGACACAGCAGAUAAACAGCACUAAAAUGAAAUAAAUACCAAAUCUGAGAAUAUAAGGAUCUACAACAUCAAAGAAUGAAAGAGUCACUCUGUGGAGAUUUAAAAUGACUUUUCAGACUCAAGGACGAUCGUCUGUUUGAUUGACAGGCGUGUUUUAGGCAUGUGGUGGUUUCAGGAGGGUUUGUGCGUCUUGCCUGCGGCGCUGGUCAUCUGGACCGCCGCCACCUUCAUCUUCGCUUAUAUCACGGCCGUCCUCCUGAGACACGUGGACCCGCUGGUGCCCUACAUCAGUGACACGGGGACGGUGGCGCCGGAGCGAUGCGUGUUUGGACUCAUGCUGAAUGUGUCUGCGUUUUUAGGUGUCGCUACGAUGUACGUGCGCUAUAAGCAGCUUCAUGCCCUCAUGGACGUGAACGACACCUGUCUGAACCGCCUCAAUCUGUUUGGGUUCGUUCUGGGCUGCGGAAGUUCGCUGGGGAUGUGCGUCGUCGCAAACUUCCAGAAAACCACUCUGUUCGCGAUGCAUCUGGUGGGUGCCAUGCUGACGUUCGGCGUGGGUGCUCUGUACAUCCUGGUCCAGACGCUGCUGUCGCAUCGCAUGCAGCCGCACAUCCACAGCAAAAACAUCUUCUGGACGCGGAUGAGCGUCUGCAUCUGGACCUUCUCCAGCAUCAUCAGCAUGUUUGUGUCGUCGGUCAUCAUGUACUGGACUCUGGCAGGAACCGAGGUCAACCAGAAGCUGCACUGGACGCCUGGAGAACCCGGUUAUCUGCCACACAUCGUCAGCACUAUCUCUGAAUGGUCUCUCGCUCUGUCCUUCAUCAGCUUCUUCCUCACCUACAUACGAGACUUCAAGAAGAUCAACCUGCGAGCGGAGGCGCAGCUCCAGAGCGAACACCUGUAUGAUUCGCACCACACUCGGCAUUCAGAGACGUCUCCGCUGCUCGCCGGCAGCAUCUGACGAGGAGAAGACGCUCCAGACGAGGAGCAGAGACUGACAGGCUCCAGCAGAGGACACUCCAAGCUCUGGAAACUUCAUACUAACAUUUAGACAACGUUUGUACAACAUUCACACAACUAACUAUUGCUCUAACUAAAGCAUUUAUUAAUCAAAUACAGUAGGGGCCUGUUUCAUAAAACAAGUUUGCUAAAUAAGCCAGGCUUAAAUCAGCUAGUCUGACUUAACGUCAGUUUAUUUGGUACUAAAUAAGUCGGGCUAACUGAAAUAAGCCUGGCUUAUUUGUGUAAACUUGUUUUAUGGAACAGGCCCCAAGUUUAUAUCAGUUAGUCUGACUUAUUGUCAGUUUAUUUGGUACUAAAUAAGUCGGGCUAACUGAAAUAAGCCUGGCUUAUUUAUGUAAACUUGUUUUAUGGAACAGGCCCCAAGUUUAUAUCAGUUAGUCUGACUUAUCGUCAGUUUAUUUGGUACUAAAUAAGUCGGGCUAACUGAAAUAAGCCUGGCUUAUUUAUGUAAACUUGUUUUAUGGAACAGGCCCCAAGUUUAUAUCGGUUAGUCUGACUUAUCAUCAGAUUAUUUGUUACUAAAUAAGUCGGGCUAACUGAAAUAAGCCUGGCUUAUUUAUGUAAACUUGUUUUCUGGAACAGGCCCCAAGUUUAAAUCGGUUAGUCUGAUUUAUCGUCAGAUUAUUUGUUACUAAAUAAGUCGGGCUAACUGAAAUAAGCCUGGCUUAUUUGUGUAAACUUGUUUUAUGGAACAGGCCCCAAGUUUAUAUCAGUUAGUCUGACUUAUUGUCAGUUUAUUUGGUACUAAAUAAGUCGGGCUAACUGAAAUAAGCCUGGCUUAUUUGCGUAAACUUGUUUUAUGGAACAGGCCCCAAGUUUAUAUCAGUUAGUCUGACUUAUCGUCAGUUUAUUUGGUACUAAAUAAGUCGGGCUAACUGAAAUAAGCCUGGCUUAUUUAUGUAAACUUGUUUUAUGGAACAGGCCCCAAGUUUAUAUCGGUUAGUCUGACUUAUCAUCAGAUUAUUUGUUACUAAAUAAGUCGGGCUAACUGAAAUAAGCCUGGCUUAUUUAUGUAAACUUGUUUUCUGGAACAGGCCCCAAGUUUAAAUCGGUUAGUCUGACUUAUCGUCAGAUUAUUUGUUACUAAAUAAGUCGGGCUAACUGAAAUAAGCCUGGGUUAUUUAUCUAAAUUUAUUUUAUGGAACAGGCCCCAAGUUUAUAUCGGUUAGUCUGACUUAUUGUCAGAUUAUUUGCUACUAAAUAAGUCGGGCUAACUGAAAUAAGCCUGGCUUAUUUGUGUAAACUUGUUUUCUGGAACAGGCCCCAAGUUUAAAUCGGUUAGUCUGAUUUAUCGUCAGAUUAUUUGCUCCAGGUUUAUUACACUUCUUGUUUUAUGUUGUAAAAAUGUUGGAUAAGUUUUAUGGUCUGUUCUAGAAAUAUUUUAACUGUAAAACCUUCUGUGAUUAUUAAAGUUGGUGGGUGAGUUUUAUGUAA